UUUCUAUCUUAUUUCUCCAUCAUGUCUCUGAAUGACCUCCCACCAGAGAUCCUACACAGUAUUGUCAAGUAUAUCGAUAAUGAUCAUCCAUUCAGCCUACUGGAUUUCGCCCGCGUGAAUAAACUCUGCUAUUCUGCGACCACACCGAUUCUCCUUCAAACCAUCAAACUAUCAUUAUCCCAUCGCGAUGAUCUGGCCCGCGAUGUGUUACAUUAUGUCCAGCUAUACUCUGAACAGCUAGAACGCACCCAAAGUUUCUCGUUCGUCCGUCGUAUUGUCAUCGAUGUUGAUGAAUGUAAGGAUGGAUAUCCAGUCAUUUCACCUGCCGAUCGGGGACGAGGCGAUCAUAGUACUUUGGAUGGUUAUCUGGAAAACUUUAAAGGAACGUAUCCAAAGGUAGACAUUCCUGCUGAACAGAUGGAGAAAAUAAACGAUGCCUGGAAGCCACUGGCCGAUUUCAUGCAGAAAUUACCAGGACUGACAGAUCUGUUGUUUGGAUUGCCCGAUCGGUUUCCGCCGUGUGUUUUGCAUACUCUACAUCAGCACCUUCCACAGUGCAGGCUGCAUCAUCACACAUUCAAAAUGCAUAGCAUUAUGCAUCCAGAGACAGAUUCAUCUGAGUUUGAGUUGAUCACCUCACCGUCUCUAUACAGCAUCCGAAUGCAGGAGUCUGCCAUGGGUGGCUUUAGACAUGAGCGUAUUCGUGACUAUAAUAAAUAUGCCCUCAUGCGGUUGACGAGUCUGGCUCCCAAUCUCAAGGAAGUGCAUCAUUAUGCAAACAACAGAAGAAUGACUCGCGGAUGGGAACCUUGGUCUGGAUUUACUCAGGACGAGAACAAGGAUACUCCGUCCCUUGGCUCGCUGCGAUGUCUCCGAUUGUGUGACACCAUCCCCAUUGAGGAGGAAUUUAUCAGGGACUGGGCAGCACAUACAGACUUUUCCAAGCUGGAGACCCUAAGAAUCGAAACGGAAAUAUCACAGGAUGCGAUGGAGUAUCUAGUCGAAGAAUGCGACCUCUCCUCGCUCAAGAUUCUCGUUCUGAACAUGGCUACGGAUGACGUCGACCUCGUCCAAAACCACGAAUACUACGACACUGCGAGACAGCUUCUCUCCAGUCUGCCACGCUUAUCAACACUGAAACUGAUCGGUUGGCAUACUGAAUUACCCUUUCACACGUUCCUCGAACAUCAUGGCCCGGAACUACGCAAAUUGUCGCUUUCCGUUUGUCCCACUGAUCGUCUGACAUGCUUCCAGAUUGCACGGAUUGUAGACUUCUGUCCGGUUCUUGAAGACCUUGAACUCACCAUCCCGCGGUGCCGGAGCGAUAUUACUGAAUACACGAUGUACAAACUGAUAGGAUCACUGGAAUGCCUUCAACGCGCUUCGCUGACCUUGGAUGCGUCGAAUUAUGACGUUCUCUGGAAUGAUGGCCCGGCUGAGACUCCGACGGAUGAAACAUUCGACGAGUUUGACAAGCAGUUCUGUACUGUUAAUUCAGCUUUAACCCGUCAUCCGCGCAAUGGUCACGUCCGAGAUGCAAUAAUCAACAGCGCAGUCGAUCAGCACCUCGCAAGCGACAUUUUCGAUGCCAUCUCGUCUGGAAAGCCAGAUGGUUGCCUUCCCCUCGAAGAAUUGAUUCUGCGCGUCCAGGGUGGGGGCAAGUUUUGGAGCGACACAUGGGCAUCUGCUCUAGAUAGGAUGGUACGGCAUUUUCCGCGAGAAUGGAUUGUCAAGCGGAAUCAACGCGACGACAGCCCGAGCAGUUUGGUCAUGACGGAGAUUCGACAGACAGACGAUGAAGAUGAAGAUCCACUCGAUCUGCCGCCCUGGUUGGAGGAAAUCUUCCGUCGGAUCUGGCCGGAGAAACGAGAGGGAAGUAAGUGGUGGGAGGACUGGGCGAGUAUGCCUUUGGAGUGGCCUGGUCAGGAGGAUAACUCGAACGGUGAUGACUUGCAGGCGUUGAAAGAGCGCUUGUAUUCGAUACGUGCUAGUUGAUGUGAUUAAUUACCCAGUCGUCAUAUAUAUUUCAAGCAACUUAAUAGUCUUGAUCCCAGCGAGAACGAUCAAAAAACUGUGCCGGAUACGUACUUUCUCCUUGGCAUGGAGUUUGUCCGUACAUGAUGUCGGAAAUAUACAUCAACACACACCAAUUACUGUAUUGAGGCAAUGCCCUCUGGAAAUAAAUAGACGAC
Molecule: messenger RNA, 2192 nt
Organism: Aspergillus wentii DTO 134E9
Lineage: Eukaryota; Fungi; Ascomycota; Eurotiomycetes; Eurotiales; Aspergillaceae
Exons: 1
Coding region: 22-1995 (657 amino acids)
Source: RefSeq, a predicted model, not a curated record